Messenger RNA from Hyposmocoma kahamanoa, 7207 nucleotides. Its product is annotated as agrin-like. The coding region runs from base 338 to 6469 and encodes 2043 amino acids. NCBI's taxonomy places the organism in Eukaryota, Metazoa, Arthropoda, Insecta, Lepidoptera, Cosmopterigidae. Gene Ontology annotation, biological process: cell differentiation; multicellular organism development. The record is from RefSeq and is a predicted model, not a curated record. Gene Ontology annotation, molecular function: calcium ion binding; protein binding. The transcript has 27 exons.
GCGCCGCCGCUUCGGCGAGGUCACGUCGCUCCUCGUCCUUGCUUUCCACUCGCGAUCGUGAAUUAGGCAAACACUCUUCGAACUAUUACAACUAUCUGUGCCAUAAUGGGGAACUCAAGAACUCUUUCUGGCCUAUAAAUGUGUUCAGUGUUACGUGUUUUUUUUCCGAGGAGUAUGUGCUUGAAGCGAAAUUAUCAACUACUUCUAUAUUCCAGUUAAUGUUUAACGUGAAUCGCAUCAUGGUAAAUAUCUAGCAAUUUAGCCAUUUAUGCAAAUUGCUCAUAAUGGUGUUUCUGCAGUGCAACAUAAGCUCAAAUGAGGCUAUCGAGUGUUGAAGAUGAACAGGUCUGGCUACGAUUACAACGUGCCUGCAUCGACCACUUACUAUGCGAGCCACAGCCGUCCGCCGCAGUACGAACGCGGCUACGGGCAGCUCACAGCCGGCCCACUCUACAGUCCCUCCUCGCACCCUCUUUCUAACUACGCCGAUGUUUACGAGGGCAACAACGACACCACUCUUAGAGCGGAGGAGAGGCACUGGUAUAUAGAAAAUCAUAAAAACCUACAACCUAAUUAUGAGGUCAAUCAUGACAACGUUCCUCAAGAUGCCAAAAUUAAGAAAGAGGAGGAGAAAAAGACAGAUACGCUUGUUAGAAGGUCUGAAGUUUCACAAGCACGACAGAGAAGAAAGGAAGACCGAUGCUCAUGCGAGUGUUGGCCUACUACUGACAAUAAUGCCGUGCAGGACAGCGCGGGCAAUGAAACGACGCGGUCGCUUUCCGGGGUUGAUAUGGUCGCGUCGUACGGAGUGUACGGGAAUCCACGGGAUGAUGAAGCGGGGUUCGCUAGGUUGUCAGAAAAGCAAAACGCUGUAUAUGGACAAGGGAGCGAGGCUCCGGUGCAAGGUGUCAUAGUGAACCAGCAAGGCAACAGUGCCGUGGUUCGGUCGACGCCACCAUCGGAGUCUAAAUGCGGGAAGUGUUGCGCAUGGUCUUCGAAUGCCCCCGCUGCAAACUCAGAGGAUUACUGUUGGAUCCAUUAUUGCAGGCCAGCCUUGAUAGUCCUGUUGCUACUGUUUUUUCUAGUCUUGUUGGGAGUAUCAACAGGGUUCCUAUUAACGAAUAACUAUUUACAUUAUCAACCCCGACCUCCUGCCCCUGAAGAGGCUUGCGAGAAGACGUUCUGCCGAUGGGGGGCGGAGUGCGUGUCGCUGGGGGAUGGACGGGCGCAUUGUGCGUGCCCAACUAGCUGUCCGACAUCGGCAGCGCCCGUAUGUUCCACCUCAGGCCGCACUUACCGCAACCACUGCUACUUGCGCAAGGAAGCUUGCGAACGACGCCUCAACUUACGCGUCAAGCAUGAAGGCGAAUGCGAAACCGGGGAUCCGUGUUCUUCAAUGAGCUGUCAAGCCGGAGCUCGGUGUAUUGUCACAUACGGUCAGACGGAAUGCCGAUGUCCAAGAAGUUGCCAAAGGCGGAAGCCAGUGUGUGGGACUGAUGGCAAGGAAUAUCCAUCAGCUUGCCAUUUGGAUAAGCACGCUUGUGACAACCAGAUUAAUAUUACUAUCAAGUAUCACGGAAAGUGCGAUCCAUGUUCAGACCACCAAUGUGCAGAUGGUGGAGUGUGUCAAUUGAACGAAGCGCGUGUACCGAUGUGUCGAUGCGGUCCACCAUGUAAUUUGGAAGCUCGUCCUGGUUCAGCUGUGUGUGGAUCGGAUUUCAAAGACUAUCCCAGUGAAUGUGCGUUGAGAAGAGAAUCAUGUAUAACAAGACAACAACUUACAAUUGCUUAUAGAGGAGAGUGCUCUUCAGCUCAACACCCAUGUGAAUCAGUGAAGUGUGGUGUACGAGAACGAUGUACGCUGGAUGCGCGCGGCGUGGCCGUAUGCGGUUGCGGACCGGAUUGCGAAACAUCCGUAAGGCCUGUAUGCGGUACGGAUGGAAAAACGUACGAAAGCCCUUGCCUGUUGGAUCGAGCUGCUUGUCUUGAUAAUCGAGACGUGAGAGUGGCUUACAUCGGUCCUUGUGGUGAAGAAAAUCCAUGCGCCCGAGUAACCUGUCCUUGGGGUGGAGCGUGUAUAUCUAGGGGAGGAUCCGCGCAGUGUGCCUGUCCGGUGUGCGACGCGACUCUUGCGCCAGUCUGCGCGUCCGACCACAAUACGUACGGCAGCGAAUGUAAGAUGCGUAUGCACGCUUGUCAAGAAGGAAUUAAGGAAGGAGAUCUCAAAGUCCUUUACAAUGGAACCUGUCAAACGUGUGCCGACAUCGUAUGCCAAGGCGGCGGCGACUGCUCCGUGGACCCUGACACCGGACGUCCCGUGUGUCUUUGUAACCACAACUGUUCCAUGCCUUUGGAAACUGAUGUGGUUUGUGGAAGUGACAAGCAAACUUACGCAUCGCAGUGCGAAUUGGACUCUACAGCGUGUCGCGCCCAAAAUGACUUGCGGCUUGCCUACAAAGGGGAUUGUGCUCUUUGUGAAGGCGUGAGGUGCUCUUUUGGAGCUCACUGUUCGGCUGGAGAAUGCGUGUGUCCAACUGACUGCACUGGCGCAGCUCGCGAGCCCGUCUGUGGAAGCACAAUGCAAACUUAUCCCAACGAAUGCGAGUUGCAAAAGGCAGCAUGCAGAUUACCCCCACCAGCGACGCUUCACGUCAUCUUCUACGGCGACUGCAAGGAUAGGCUCGCCGUGGUUCCACCGAUUGCUAUGACUACGACCGCGAUGACCACGACCGAAGUGGAGGAAAGGUCGACGGAUUCUUCGGGUGCGUCGGAAGAAGGUACGGCAAGUCCAAUCGCUUGCCGCGACAUACGUUGCGAUUUCGGCGCGAGUUGUGAGCUGGGCUCCGAUGGUUAUCCACGCUGCUCCUGUCUCUUCGAAUGUCCGCCCGACGACGAGUACUUCCCCGUCUGUGCGUCCGACUUUAGACUUUAUCCCAGUUUGUGUGCCAUGCGGAAGGAGGGCUGCCAAAAACAACUCGAGCUUAGAUUGCGGCCAUUGGAUCUUUGCAAAGGUAUGGAAGUAAGGCCAUGCGGUAACAACAAGGCUAUGAUUGAUGCUACAACGGGUCUUGAAAUUGACUGUGGUAACGGACCGCACCGUCAAGACUGUCCGGUCGGAAGCUACUGCCACAUUACUAUUACUGCAGCGAGGUGCUGCCCCAAAAACGACACGAAACAAUUUGAAGAUAAGAAGGUAGUACACUGUUCGGACAGCGCGUACGGUUGUUGUUUGGACGGUUCGACCGCAGCGUCGGGACCUAACGAGGAGGGUUGUCCAAUUACGAGUUCGACUUGUGGUUGCAAUCGACUGGGAUCAGUGUCGGAUCGUUGUGAUGAGGACGGACAGUGUAUAUGUCGACCGGGAGUUGGUGGCCUCAAGUGCGACCGUUGCGAGCCUGGAUACUGGGGCUUACCCCGAAUUGGGACCGGCCACAGCGGCUGUAUCCCUUGUGGGUGUUCGGCGUUUGGUUCUGUAAGAGAGGAUUGUGAACAAAUGACGGGGCGAUGUGUGUGCCGACCUGCUGUACAAGGGCAAAAAUGUACCGUUUGUGCUGAUCAUAGACGUCGAUUAGGCCCUAAUGGUUGUUCUGAUCCGGAGACUGGAGGCGUGGUGGAGUCGUGUGCGGAUUUAUCAUGUUAUUUUGGAGCGGUGUGCACGGAGCGCACCGGAGGUGCUUUAUGUGAAUGCGCUGCGGCACCUUGUCUUGAUAGCGAGACUAACAUGUUGGUAUGCGGGAGCGAUGGCAAAACUUACGAGUCGGAGUGCCACCUCAAGCUACAAGCGUGUCGCACGCAAGAUGACAUUGUGGUUCAGGCGUUCGGGCCUUGCAAGUUGGGCGAACUAGCAGGCACGGCCGGUCCACCUCGACCUUCAUCACCGAUACAGUUCACGCAACAGGACGACGGCGCCGCUUCUAAAUCUACUAGACAUUUAUUAAAUCCAGACAAGUAUUACAAUAAGUACGAUUGGACGAGAAAGGAAACCCCCAGCGAUUUUGAUGGCAUUCUCUCUGGACAAAAGUUCAAAGGUUUACAAACAGCCACCACGGCAACUGUGGGUGCAGUAGGGGCCUUAUUAGGGGAUCUUUGCACGGAGGAUGCAGACUGCGCUGUAUUACCGGGCGCUCAUUGCGCGAGGGGCGGAUGCGUCUGUCGUCCUGGUUACGCCCCUACAGCUCAUAGAAAGGCUUGUGAACAUAUCACGCAAGAAACGACGGAAGAAUACAGCGCGUGUUUGUCGGAACCCUGUUACAACUUAGGGACAUGCAUAGAUUUGCCUGGAUCAACUUACACUUGCGUCUGUUCUAGCCCGUACACUGGCUCAAAUUGCGAGUCCCUUACUCACGACGCUCUGGGUCCUUAUAUUGAUACCCCGUCCUUUGACGGCACGUCGUAUAUUCGAUUGAAACCAUUGAAAGCUUAUCAUAAAUUGAACAUCGAUAUCGAAUUUAAAACGUUCUCUGAGAACGGCGUUAUAUUGUACAAUCAGCAGAAAGCUGACGGCACGGGCGAUUUUGUUUCACUUGGUCUGGUCAACGGAUAUUUGGAAUUUAGGUACAAUCUCGGAAAUGGACCGAUAGUACUGACGUCUCUAGAGAAGAUAAGUCUGAAUGAGUACCACAAAGUUUCUGCAAAGCGAUAUCAUCGAGACGGGAUCUUAUCUGUUGAUGACAUGGAAGACGUCGCUGGCCAAUCUAGCGGUCAUUUAAAAGCUCUUGAUCUAGUUGAAGAUACUUAUAUUGGCAGUGUACCUACCAACUUCACUAGGAUUUUCGAUAAUAUCGGCACACGGAGCGGCUUUAUUGGGUGUGUGAAAUACUUGAGAAUAAUACGUCAUCAAGUUACAAAGAAAUUGGGGAGACCAGAUUCAUUGGUCGUCGGUAUAGAAAACGUCCGAGAGUGUCAAUCGAAUCCGUGUAUGAGCAUGCCGUGUAAAAACGGUGCCACAUGUAAAGCUGUGGAAGGAUCAACAGUCGAAUAUACUUGUAGCUGCCCAAUCGGAUUUCAAGGAGCCAAUUGUGCCGAAAGAUUAGAUCCAUGCGAAUCGAAUCCCUGCGGGUAUGAUGAGGGGCUAUUGUGUGACAUCGGACCGGAGGGUGGACACGUUUGCCGCUGUUUGUUUGGUGGCGAAAUUGGUUCCAACGGAAAUACUUGUAAUAAUGAUGUAAACGUAGUCCAAGAGACGUUGUCCCCUCAAUUUAACGGAACUAGUUACGUCGAAUUACCGCCCCUCGAAGGGCUAGGUAAAGCGUUCCGCAUUGAAAUCUGGUUUUUAACGAACCGUUUCUCGGGGAUGCUCCUUUACACCGGCCAGUCUAAUAAAGCUAAGGGGGAUUUCAUAGCGAUUAACUUGGUUAAUGGGUACCUACAGUUUAGGUACAAUUUGGGGAGCGGGGUCGCUAACAUCACGUCUCCAAUACCAGUAACUAAAGGCCGAUGGCAUCGCGCUCGAAUGACCAGGAUAGGUCGGCACGGUAGCUUGCAACUAGAUCAACAAAUCACUCAAAAAGGUGAAUCUCCAGCGCCUCUCACACACUUGGAGCUUACUCUUCCAUUGUUUAUUGGAUCACUGCCAGCCUACGUCCGCCCUCACAAAAUGUCAGGCGUGACCAGCAGUUUCAUAGGAGCCGUGCAACAGGUCUUCGUGAAUGGUAACCCACUAGCCCUCUACACUGGAGACAUGCCUAAGUGUGCCAUAGUUCAAGAUGAGGAUCGGCUGCCUUGCGCUACAACUGGCGUUACGAAAUAUAUUGGCCCGCCUUGUGGCGAUGGAAUGACGCCAUGCAAAAAUAAUGGCUCAUGCAUACCAUUACUAAACGAAUACAAAUGUCUAUGCCGAGGCGGGUAUCAAGGGCGUAACUGCGAAAUCCCACAAAACGUGGGCAUGCUAAAUGAUGGAGCACCCAUCAAAUUCGACGGAAACAAUUACUACUCGUACCGGAGCAGGGGAAGCCGCAGGAAUCCCGGCGUCCGUGGCAUUAGGUACGAAAUCAAAUUUCGAACACACAACGACUCCGGACUUCUGAUGUGGCGAAGGAAAAUCGGUAUACGGCCAAGAGACUUCAUUGGUGUUGGUAUUAGUGAUGGGAAAUUGCAGCUAAUAUACACGGACACUGAUGUAAAGGAACUUAAUACUGCAUCUCACGAGGAUUGGUUCCAAUGUCUAGAGUCUAAAAUUCGCGUCGAUGACGGGUUGUGGCAUACAGCUACUAUUAGGAGAAGGAAGAGGCUUGCCAUGCUGCAAGUAGAUGAUGCUCCGCCCGUAAGAGGGUACUCGCAGUCACCUUUGGUACCCUCGAAGUCGAACCCGAAACUUUGGAUUGGAGGUUCACCGUCACUGCCGUUGGGUUUGCCGGCAGCUCUGUAUACGGGCCUACGAGGCUGUGUUGCAACCGUCAAAGCGAGUGGACGACACAUAGAAUUAACGACACCUAUACGACCGGCGACUACGAUACGACUUUGCGAUUAAUGACGAAUUCGACUCUACACUGAGAGAAUGUCAGUUGCAAAGUCCUUAAAAGAACAAUAAAAAGGAUUGUGAGAUAUAAAAAGUAUUAUUUUGUAGAUUUUACGUUCAAGGUCCUUUAGUGUAUUAUUGUACCUUUCUAUAGAAAUAAUCCCUAACUAAAAUGCGAGAUGAAGAUCUUUCGUACUUUUUCCGAUUUGCCUCAACCUUCACACCAUAAACUAAGGACAAGUUUUUCUACAAACCCGUUAUACGUCUCAGACGAAAUGAUAAAAAUAUUCAUAUCUAACCAAAUGAAUAUGUUGCCAUAAUAAAAUGUUACUUUAUAGCUAUUAGAUCUAAUUAAAUAGGAUUAAAUCAAUUUUAUCUUUGAAAAAUCGGUGCUCGGAUUACACAUCAGAGGUAUUAUAAACAAAAUGAGAAUAGAUUGUGCGAAAGUACUGAAUAAUUAAAAAGACUCUUAAUAUUUUGUUGUUAUAAAUAGCUGAAAUAUUAUAUCUAGACUGUAGUUUAGUCCAUAUUAUAAAUAGUUUCAUUAUAAGUGCUGAGGAUAUGGUAAAAAUAUGAUAUUUGGGUAUUGUAAAUGUUUAUCGUUACUCAGUGUAGAUUGACAGGCUUUAAUAUUAACAUUCCAUUUCGUUAUAAUAAAUGAAUUGCCUUGAUUUACGAAUUUCAUUUGGUAAAUGUUUUUAUUGAACAGUUUUGCAUUAAAUCCAGCAUAAUAUAAUACCGAGGCUCUAU